AUGUCGGUUCUUCAUUUUCUUAGCUAUGGCGCUGCGGUAGCCGCCUUUCUUUUCGUCACUCUCGCGAUCGCCAGCGGCCUUCUCUGGAUCUCAGAACUCAUCGAAGAGCACUCAAGACCAGCCAAGGUCAUUGGCACACGCGGAAUCUAUGUAAUUAUAGCUCUGCACAUCGUGCUCUAUUACUCGGAAUCUUUCCCGCUGUGGCACAUCGUCUUCUCUAUCUUCUGUCACCUGGUGUACCUGCAGAACUUCUCCCACUCUUGGCCGGUCAUCUCCCUGGUCUCGCCUUCCUUCAUCGCUUCAUGCGUGCUGGUCAUCGCUGACCACUUCUUGUGGUUCUUCUACUUUGCCGACCUCACACAUCAAGCCCGACAGACUCCGCGGAGAUUAUGGAAAGUCACGCCUCCUAGUUUCGGAGAGAUGGCUACAUUCUUUGGUGUAUGCGUGUGGCUCGCACCUCUGUUCCUAUUCUUGAGUCUGAGUGCGAAUGAUCACGCACUGCCGACAGGAGCGCCGACCUCGCCUACGAAGUCGCAAUUCGAUAUUGCAACGCCAGCGCCAAGAACAUCACUCUUCCGUUCAUUGGUGCAACCGUUCAACUACUUCUCUCGCUCUAAGAGCCGCGUGCAAAACGAAGGGAUCAUUGCGCCCCGCUCGCCAGGUCCCAGCAGGCCAACAUCACCUGUUGGGACACCGACGUUCUCCUUCAAUAACAUGCCGGCCUCACCCACGCGCGCCGGCUCUUUCGAACAACACUUGACCCCAGACUUCCCCGUCCGCUCCCCACCACGGCGUGCGAACUCUGUCGGAGAUGACCUACGCGAUUUUACUCCUAAUAUGUUAAAAAGGCGAUGA
Messenger RNA from Peniophora sp. CBMAI 1063, 855 nucleotides. The record is from the annotation of a GenBank genome assembly. NCBI's taxonomy places the organism in Eukaryota, Fungi, Basidiomycota, Agaricomycetes, Russulales, Peniophoraceae.